Messenger RNA from Crotalus tigris (Tiger rattlesnake), 3729 nucleotides. RefSeq names its product cadherin related family member 1 (gene CDHR1). Gene Ontology annotation, cellular component: catenin complex; plasma membrane. Gene Ontology annotation, molecular function: calcium ion binding; cadherin binding. Lineage: Eukaryota; Metazoa; Chordata; Lepidosauria; Squamata; Viperidae. The record is from RefSeq and is a predicted model, not a curated record. Gene Ontology annotation, biological process: homophilic cell-cell adhesion.
GCAGACCCUCUCCAAGGUACCAAGGUACUUACUUGCAAGCUGAGUGCUUGCAAGUAAGUCUCCCACUGCUGGCAGAGUUAAUUGGACUAAUUAAGAGGAAGGCAGGAACGCCUUCCAAUGCCUCCGAAAUUAAAUCUGGUCAUCCGCUUAACAUCUUAGCAACUAUUCCUGCCUCUCUGCCAGAUUCCUCAUCCCCCCAUUCCUGAAGGAGGUUUCGUGCAGGAUCUGGAGGGGUAUUUCUCCUAAAAAAAACCCCCUCUCCAAAAUUAAGAAGAAACAGAUCCUCUUUUGGGGGGGAUGAAGCAAGAAAGACACUUGCCAACCUCAUUAUUUCUCAAUCUGGUGCACGUUUGCCUGGCAACUCAGGCAAAUUAUGCACCCUAUUUCUUUGACAAUGGAGCCAGCAGCAAUAAUGGGAAUAUGGCCCUCUUCAGCCUCUUAGAAGAUACAGCUGUGGGUACACAUGUUUAUACACUAAAUGGAACAGAUCCAGAAGGAGAUCCGGUAACCUAUGGGCUGACCUUCGAAGCAGGUUCAAAGAAAUACUUUGCCGUGGAUGAAAAUUACGGAAAUGUUACCCUGAUUGCGGAGCUUGAUCGAGAGACACAAGACGAGAUUGAAGCAGUCGUGAAUAUUUCCGAUGGCUUAAGUACAGUGGCAGAGAAGGUCAGGAUCGUUAUAACAGAUGCAAAUGACGAGAAACCAGAAUUUAUCAACACGCCUUACAUCAUUCAAGUUCAAGAGAACACCCCCGUAGGGAGCAGCAUCUUCCAAAUUGAAGCAGUGGACAGAGACACCGGUUCAGGAGGCAGCAUUAAUUACUUUCUGCAGAAUAUCCAUACCAAUAAGUUUACCAUAGAUCGUCAUAGCGGUGUCCUUCGCAUCAAAACAGGGAUGAACCUCGACUAUGAAAAAUCAAGAACGUUUUUUGUGACUGCAGUGGCUAAGGAUGGUGGUGGAAAGCUCCGUGGGGAUCACAAGGUGUUUUCCGCCACAACUACCAUCACAAUCAAUGUUGAAGAUGUUCAAGACACGCCACCAAAUUUUGUGGGCACGCCCUACUAUGGAUACGUGUAUGAGGACACACUGGUGGGAUCAGAAGUUAUAACUGUGGUUGCCAUUGAUGGAGAUAGGGGAAAACCUAAUGACAUAUAUUACAGCAUUGUGAAUGGAAGUGAAGGCUCAUUUGAAAUAAAUAAUACAACAGGAGCUAUUUCUGUUGUUAAAAACCCAGCUCAACUGAAGAAAGAAGUGUACGAACUGAAAGUCCAGGCUUCUGAAAUCAGUUCAGAAGACAACGAGACUGCUCACGCGUCCACCACAGUCAUCAUCAGAGUGGUAGACCUUAACAAUCACCCACCGACCUUUUAUGGAGAAAGUGGACCACAGAACCAAUUUGAGCUCACCAUCUAUGAGCACCCACUGGAAGGGGAAACCUUGAGAGGCCUCAGAAUUACGGUCAGCGAUUCAGAUCAGGGAGCAAAUGCUAAAUUUAACCUCCACCUUGUUGGGCCGGAUGGAAUUCUCCGUGUUGUCCCCCAAACAGUCCUAAAUGAAGCCCAAGUCACAAUAAUAGUGGAAAAUUCUGUGGCCAUUGAUUACGAAAAGUUCCAGGAGUUAACCUUCAAGCUUCUUGCAGUAGAAGUGAACACACCUGAGAAGUUUAGUUCAACAGCUGAUAUUGUGAUUCAUCUAUUGGACACCAAUGAUAACGUCCCCCAUUUUUCAUCUGAUUACUAUGUCGCCAAGAUCCCAGAGAAUUCCCCCGGGGGCUCUAAUGUUGUUGCUGUAACUGCAAUUGAUCCAGACUCAGGCCUUUGGGGAGAAUUAAAAUACUCAAUUUACGGAACAGGAGCAGAUUUUUUUCUGAUUCAUCCAUCUACUGGGAUUAUCUACACUCAACCAUGGGAUCUAGAUGCAGAAAUCAACUCUAAGUACCAUUUUUUUGUGAAGGCAGAAGAUAUAGAAGGAAAACAUAGCUUGGCUGAAGUCUUCGUCACAGUCCUGGAUGUCAACGAUCACUCUCCAGAGUUCAGUGAGAAUAUUCAGGAAAAAACCAUGAUUAUUGGAUCCCCAGUAAAAGUUGAGGCAAUAGACGAAGAUGCAGAAGAACCCAAUAACAUUGUGGACUAUGCCAUUAUGCAGACUGAUCCAGCCAAUGUGUUUGAUAUUGAUCAAAGCUCUGGAGAAAUUAAACUGAAAUCUUACAUCCGAUCCAUGGAUGUCAUCCACAACAUCACUAAGAACAAAGAUUGCAUUUGGUCAGUGAUCAUCCAAGCGAAGGAUCGAGGGUCUCCAUCUUUUAGCACCACAGCUGUUCUGAAACUUGACAUCAGAGAAGAGACUCUUCACACAGGCCCAAUGGGUGCCUUUCUGAUGCAGACUAAAGAUAACCCAAUGAAAGCCUUAGGAGUCCUUGCUGGCAUCAUCGGGUUUAUGGUGAUGAUCAUCCUUUUGAUCUCCACUGUCACGUUCUGGCGGAAUAAAAGGUCUCCGAAGAUCGUACCGGCCCGACGGAUCAUCAAAAAAAGGCAGAAUUAUCAACCUCGGACCAUCAAGAUGGAGUGGUUGAGUUUCAAGAAGUCCUGCAGCAACGUGGCAGAGAAAUUUACCAUCAAGGAGGACACCGUCAGCUUGCAAAAUGAGAACAGCAAUAACAGCUCCCAGAUGCCGACUCUGCCACCUCCACCGCCAUCAGCGCCAAUCCCAUUACAUGCCCCGGUCUUCAAGAUCCAGGAGCCCACCUGGAAACUGUCCACGGUUUCAGGAUCUCUCAGCCCUAAGUUGGUAAACAAGCAGUCCAGGAAAAAAGGAGCUCUCUCCGCACAGGACACAGCUCUGGUGUCCGAGCUCAAGCAGAGAUUUGAGAUAAGGAAUUCAGCAAUCGGUCAACCUCACAUCUAACGCAAAGCAACGUAGGGCGUACAACUCUGUGUGUUAUUCCAAGACCAGGGUGUGAGCUGUUAUUUUGCAUUUUGUACUGUUUUCCCAUUGUCCCGGAAGCUCUAAGCCUUUGUGAUCUCUUAUCAAUGUUUCACCUGGAUCUGACUGGAUUGCAUGCCAUGCCUUUUCCUCUUUGCUUUGCCAUUGUUUCUCCUUUAAGAUUGUGAUGGUGUCUCACGCAGUUCUGUUACCUUUUUCAAUCCAAAUUACUCAGCCAAAAAAAAAAAUAAUAAUGGUGUUUAGUUUUUUUGUUGUUGUUGUUGCACCCAGAAAUAUGGGCAGAUUCUGGUCAAUCUUGUUUAGGGUUUUCCAGUGAUGUAAAAAAAAAAAAAAUCAGUUUGAAAGAUGCAUAAAAACCAAUUUCAUGUUAGGAAUUUCCCUGCGUGUCCCCAAAACUUAACAAGAUGUAAAAGCUUCAGCGGACUCCUUGCGUGUUAGAUGGCUUCUUCUGAAAUUUGAUGGGUCCUGAGUCCACUCGACAGAUUGGCCUGCCCCAACCAGACUGGGCCUUGAUUUGACCCUAUCCAUAAUUAGGUGCAUGUCAAGAAAUAUACAAACAUACAUCAUACAUAUAUUUGCUCUGUUCACACAAUUCUCAGAGACUGCUGGAAAAGACCCUGAAGUUUUCUUAACAAGAUUUUUCAGAAGUGAUUCACCAUUGCCUGCUUCCUAGGGCUGAGAGAAAGUGACUGGCCCAAGGUCACCCAUGUGGCUUCGUGUCUUAAGACCGAACUUCAACUCUUUCUCUCUCUCUCUUUCUCUCUCUCUCUCUCUCUCUCUCUCUCU